Messenger RNA from Rhinolophus ferrumequinum (greater horseshoe bat), 8724 nucleotides. It is a transcript of the gene ADPRHL1, whose product is annotated as ADP-ribosylhydrolase like 1. Gene Ontology annotation, biological process: protein de-ADP-ribosylation. Bases 475 to 5517 code for a protein of 1680 amino acids. The record is from RefSeq and is a predicted model, not a curated record. NCBI's taxonomy places the organism in Eukaryota, Metazoa, Chordata, Mammalia, Chiroptera, Rhinolophidae. The transcript is spliced from 8 exons. Gene Ontology annotation, molecular function: magnesium ion binding; ADP-ribosylarginine-[protein] hydrolase activity.
GCAGUGCACCUGUACACAAGCUCGUCAUACUGUGCACUGAACAAGGGUGAAUUUCGUGAUGUGUAAAUGACACCUUCAAGCUUUAAAAAUGCAGGCAUUUCUUCAAGAAUAUUGUGCAAAGAUUCACUGCUUCAAAGUCCUUGCUGGGGGAGAGAGCAUCUGGAAUUGCUCUGGAUGCUGAAUAAGCCCGAAGGCUCCUCUGACGAAGAGCAAGAGUCUGUCCAGACGCUGAAGGAAGCUGACACUUCCACGUGGCUCCAGAAGGCGCUGUGAGCUGCAGGGUCCAAACAAGGCUUCUCAUUAGUGCCACCUGCAGAGACAGAAGAGGAGUGCCUGGCCAUUCGAGGAAACUCCUGACAGCGACACAAUGACGAGAGCAGAGGUCAGCGAGGUGGACUGAAGGCUGCCACUGCUGCGAAGCAACAAAGGCUGGGCGUGCUCAGCAGCUGUGGGGGCACAAGAGCCACCUCCACAAUGGAGAGAUUUCAGGCUGCAAUGCUGCUGGGGAGUGUCGGGGAUGCUCUCGGUUACAGAAACGCCCGCAAGGAGAACAGUUCUACAGGCACGAAGGUCCAGGAGGAGCUGCAAAAACUCGGGGGGCUGGACCACCUUGUGCUGUCCCCGGAGAAAUGGCCUGUGAGUGACAACACCAUCAUGCACAUGACCACAGCUGGGGCCCUGACCACAGACUACUGGUGCCUGGAUGACCUAUACCGGGAGAUGGUGAAGCGCUAUGUGGAAGUCCUCGAGAAGCUUCCAGAACAUCGAGCAGACCCAGCUACUAUUGAAGGCUGCUCGCAGCUGAAGCCCGAUAACUAUCUCCUGGCCUGGCACACACCUUUCAAUGAGAAGGGCUCGGGAUUUGGAGCGGCCACCAAAGCCAUGUGCAUCGGUAUGCGGUACUGGAAGCCGGAGCGGCUGGAGACCCUUAUUGAAGUCAGCAUCGAAUGCGGCCGGAUGACGCACAACCACCCCACAGGCUUCCUUGGGUCGCUGUGCACAGCCCUGUUUGCAUCCUACGCCAUACAAGGAAAGCCACUCGAGCAGUGGGGGAGAGACAUGAUGAAGACGAUCCCACUGGCUGAAGAAUAUUGUAAGAAGACCAUCCGGCACCUAGCAGAGUACCAGGAGCACUGGUUUUACUUUGAAGCUAAAUGGCAGUUUUACUUGGAGGAGAGAAAAAUCAAUGAAGACACGGGAAGUAAAGCCACCUUUCCUGACCAUUAUGAUGCAGAGGAGAGGAACAAGACGUACAAGAAGUGGAGCUCAGAAGGUCGAGGAGGACGGCGGGGCCAUGACGCCCCCAUGAUUGCCUAUGAUGCCCUCUUAGGAGCCGGGAACAACUGGGUGGAGCUUUGCCACCGGGCCAUGUUUCAUGGAGGUGAGAGCGGGGCGACAGGGACCAUUGCGGGCUGCCUGUUCGGAUUGCUCCAUGGCCUGGACGCUGUUCCCAAAGGCCUGUACCAGGAUCUGGAGCACAGGGAGAAGCUGGCGCACCUGGGCGAAGCUCUUCACCACCUGUCCACAGAAGAGAACCCCAAGAGUGGCAAGAUUUGCAGCAAUAAGACACCCAUUGAUUCCCAAGCCCUCAAAAAGAAGGUCAGUAAGGUGACCUGUGACCCCGCUGUACGUGCUAUCCUCAGCAGCCUGCUGCUCUACAUCACUGACCAUGAAGACGGGCCCCAGGAGCAGACUCCCACCAAGAGUGCAGAGAGUAGAGAAAGUCAGGUGAGCCGCAAGACUGAGCCCCAAGACACCAACCGGCGGCCCACACGCUUUCAGCUCCUGCAGGCCAAGUUCAUGGGCACUGGCCGGGAGCCCUACCUCAAGAAGACCCGAGAGGUAGGAAAGCUGAUCUUCAAGGACAAGCAGAGCCCAGGAAGGAGCUUGGUGACUGCCACCGUCAACAAGCUCCUGGAAAAGUCCAGGGAGGGGGCCAACGGCUCAGCACGGAGCCGGGAGCCCCUCUGUGGUGAUAAGCCCCGGUGGGGCCUCCCUGUCGGGAAAAACACUGUGAAAAACAUUCUGAAGAAGUUCUUGGCCGCAGAGGAGAAGGAGGCUGAGGAGAAGAGGGUGCAUGAAAAGCCUCCUGCAGAGCGGACCAAAGCCAAGGGCCUCCUGCCAAAGAUCAUAGGCAAGAGGAGCUCAGUCCUGUCUAAGCUUCGGGAAAAGUUUGAGCAGAGCAGUUGUCUUUGCUCAGAGGCCAGCAUGUUGCUGCUCCGCACGGAGGAGCGAAAGAAAAAGAACCUGCAGAGGAAGAAAAUGCACAGGCCAGAGAUCCGCGAGCUCUGCAUGGCCACCAUAGCCAGCACCUGCAUCAGGAUGCCCCCGGCCCACUUUCUGGCCUGCUCAGCUGAGCCUGUGCCAGCCUUCAGCAUUGCCACAGUCGUCUGCAGCCCCAGAAGCUGGCUGUCCCACUGUGCCAAAAUCAGACACUCGGAUCAGGGACACAUGCCCCGAAGAGAAAGAGGCAGGUCUCCCAGUGCAGAGGAGACAGAACCUGGUGGGAACAAAACACUAGGAAAGGGGCUGCUUGGUGAGGGGCCAGCACAGUCCUCAACACCACAGGCUACCGCUCCCAGAGACAGUCUGGAAACAGCACCCCCUGGUGCAGGACCUGAGUGUGUCCACAAACCUUCCCCCUUUCUUGCAUCCCCAAGGGGCGAAGCCAUUCCUGGCCUCGAACCUGUGUUAUCCCUACUUGAACCCGCCAGCCCAGGGUGCACUGGGGUAUCGGGAGGUGACAGGAUGCAGGGUCCCCAGGCAAGCAGCACUACAGAUGAUACCCAGGAAGCAAAGGGGGCAAGAGUGGGCUUGUGCCCUGGACCCUUGGGCGAGGGAGCGGAGGAGGCCCCUCAGGUGGACUUGAUAGUUUGCAGUUCAGAGGAUGAAAUGGAAAGAGUGAUUUCAGACUCAGAGCAAGACCCCUUCUUCGCCAUCCAGAAGAAUUUCCCAGAACAAACAGCACCAGGACAUAUCCCACCGCUCCAUGCAGCCACAGCCCAGGCCACCCAGCACACAGAGUCAGCCUUCGAGCCUCCAUUGAUAACUGUCAAACUUCCUGUUGUCCAUGAGAUGCCACCCCCUCCUGUCAUGCUGCAAAAGGCAUCAGGUAGUGAAGACCAAUGUUCCAAUGUUCUGGGAGGAGAGAGUGUGGUUGAAAAUGUACAAGUGCUAUUUCCCACUAUGACUGACAGUAAAAGUGCCAACCUGGCCAAGACCGGAGUGAGCAAGCUAGAGGGGACACCCGGGAGACUCAGCACCCCUUCUCAGCGGGGCUCACGGGCAGACCUAAGCCUCACAACUCUAAGGGGCGCUGCCAGUGUUCAUCACGACAUCCCAGAGGCAGCUCCAACGCUGAAACCACAGAAAAGUCCCAUUGGAGGAAAGGAAAACAAAGGAAGUAUUGGGAAUUCAAACAAGCUCAAGAACCAUAAGGAUAUUUCAAGCAAGGAUGUUUCUGAGCUCAGUUAUGAGAAGCACCAGUUGUCAGAAUCAGAUGAAAUGCCAAUCCGUGAUGAAGACACCCCAUCCCAUCAUUCCACAGCUUCGGAAAAUCGUCUGAGAGGAAACAGCCACUCUGUCCCUGAGAGUGAGCUAGUGCCAUCUCCCAACAAGAAUAACUCGAUGGGCAUCCCAACGUUGGUGACGGCACCGGCCGAAGAUUGGACAAGGUCUGAGAGUGUGACCACAGUGGACAAGAACACCCUGCAAGAGCAAGAACGCAGGAAGCCACCAUUAACUGAAUCUGCCCUGCCCCUGCUGAUGGCUGAAGGAAGCACCACCCAGGAUCUUGAUGAGAACAGACCAAGCUCCUUCAAUGAAGGCCCAAAACCAAGUAUUAAAGCCCCCAGGUCGGCGACAGCUACAGGGGCCACCAAGAGUCACACAGCACCAGAGCCAGGUAACAUCCUGAAGCCCAAAAACAGUAUGUCUGAAGAGUGGGACACUUUGCACAAGGGGGAAUGCAGCUCCUCGCCAACAAGUCACAGUUUUAUAACAGAGGAUCUCAGUCAGGAACCCACCUGCCACCUCUUCUUGACACCAGGUGAGCCCUCAAAGCUCCACAGCAGCAGCGCAGCAGAGGGACGCGUCUGCCAAAACUUGGGGGAGCGCCCACGUUCAACCUCACAGUCCUCGGAGGUGCUGACCGCUCUCCCACAGGAGGUCACUGGCCCUGAGCUCAUGCCUAACAAGUCCCGAGUGGGGGUUUCAAAUGAACCAGCAGCAAGCAAAACAAAUACCACAGCUCGAAGCAGAAAUACUAUAGCUGCACAAACAAGUCCUCGGGGGAAUAACACAGAGUCCCCGGUUCCAACCUCAAAUCUCCCCGUGCAACAGGGAAGCAGUGUAGCCAGGUCUCUGCACGACAGUUUGGGCAAACUGCCCUCACCUUCCGAGAACCAACAGGCCAAGGACGAGAAGCACCUCAUGUCUGAAAAGCAGCUCCCUCUCAGCACUGGAAUUUCCAGUCAGUUUCCAUCAGUGCCACUGACAGCAGCAGAAGGGCAGCAGGUGGAUGGGGCACCCCAAAAGUGUCCUGACCUCCAGGCACACCUGCUGCCUGCAUCCCGCAUACAGUCUGGCAUCCUAGAGGAAAUAAAAGUCGGGAAGAGGCCACAGCUACCACAGGCAGGGCUGGGGAGUCGAGAGGAGGGGGCCUCAGGGCUGGUGGGUCUGAAGGGUCCUGGACAGAAGGGAGUAGCUCCUUCGGGACCAGAGGAAAUCAAGGUCAGGGAGAAGCCAUGGCCACAGGCAGACCUGGGGGGUCAAGAGGAGAGGGCCUCAGGGGCUGUGGGGCGAAAGGGUCCAGGACAGAAGGGAGUAGCUCCUUCAGACCAGAAGGCCACAUUGCGUGGCUCUGAAGAGGCUCAAAUACAGACCAGGGAUGGCAAAGUGAGCAACAUGGUGACUGCUGAAGUGGAGACUCCCUGCCGACAUGCUGAGACAGGUCCAGAACAUCCACCAGGACAAUGGGUGAGGACUAGAGAGGACCCCACUCAAGGACACAGUGCCCACACUGAAGAGAACCAAGCACCUUCCCCCCUAGAAAUGCCAGGGCGCUUGGCACAAGCCCAGGACGGCAGGAUGGCAUCCCACAACUCCGUGCAGCCCACAGGCAGCUCUGCAGCAGUGGCGCCCCCUGCAGGUACAAGCUGGAAGUCCCACAGACCAGCACCCAGGGACCGCAAGGGGGCACCUGGAGCGCCCGACGAGGUGGGAGUACACUCUCCUGAGGUGGCCAAGGGCCAGACAUCCUCCCACCCUGAGCCAGCACAAGGCUCUGCCAUGCCGACGCCUGAACCUGGGGGCUGCCAGACACCCCAAGACCCAGCCCAGGAGGCGCCCCCAGACAUCCCUGGGGUAGGGAGAAGCUCUCUGGAUCUUGAACAUCGAAGAAAGUCAGCACACUUGGCAAAAUACAGAGCCCAAAGCUUUUGCGACCAGAGGUCUUUUGAUUUGUCCUUUCGGCCAAAAAUUACCAGGGCGAACGACACGUUUGAACUUGCAAAGUGAGGGCCCCCAGCUGAUGAGCCAUGGACAUGUCUGAUGACUCAGUUUUUGCUCCUCACUCAGGUUGUAGACUGUUUUCCCACCUCCAAAGGAGCACAGCGUUGAACGUCCACAUUCAGAGAGGUCUGUGUAGUCCUUUCCUUUCACUCUUACAGUAAUUGACCCCAGGACGAUUGAAGUUCCAUAACUAAGGACAUUCUUACCUAUAUGUGCUGUGGAGUUCUGCACCUUUUUCUUAGUGCACAUGGGCUUCUUCCUGGGAGAUCUGAACAGCGAGGAUGAGGAAUGUAUUAGGCACACCAGGCGUUUGUCUACCAUGGACCCGUUCUUUAUUUUACUUGAGGCAUCUUCACUUGGAGUGCAUCAAACCACACACUUCUGUCUUCUCACAGUGUUGUUUUUAGCACUUUUACAUUUGGUGAUGAACUUUUCACGUGUCUAUUCUGUCUCCUCAUAGGGGGCUUGGACCAACUUUGGUCUUUGAGGGCACUUCUUUCCUUGCAGGGUCAUCAGCAGGCACAGAUGGGGCCAACCUCAGACUGUGGUCCUUACCUUGCUCAGACACAGCCAGAGCCACCCCUCAACAUAGUGUUGGGCAGGUGACUGCCCCGAACCAGGACCCACAAUACAAAUGCAGACACCUGAUCUUGGUAGCCCUGACACAUUCUGGAAGAAGGGUUAAGAGCUUCAAUUUCCCGCAGCAACUCCCAGUGGGAUGGCUUGGGUCCAUGACCCCCAUCUGGCCAGGAUGAAGGUCAGGAAGAUGAAGUUAGGACGUUGUGAUCCGGGCUUUGGCACCUCCUCUUUCUGCUUAGGAAGGUCAACACCUGGGCUCAGCUGGGCCAGAGCAGAACAGACCACGGGAAAUGCCUGAGUCAAUUCUAGAAGGAGGUAAGGAUGCAGGUCGAUUAAAAGGUCGUUUUCAACACUGCUUCCAGGUGCACACAUUCAAGGAAGGUUUCAUUUAGAAAAACGGGUGUGGUGAGGAAAAUAAAACAUCAGCCUCUGUCUUUCACUGUCAUCACAGCAGCCUCCAUGGGGUCUCUGAGUCCUGCUGGGAACCUGGACAGCAUUGCUAGUUAAUGACACGAACACAAUGCUCUCUUGUCCUGCUGUUACUCUCCUGAAAAACAUAUGAGUGUUUUCCACCACUCCCCAAGAUGUUAUAUUAUUCCAGUUUAUUUUCAGUCACUAAGAUAAUGUCUUUUCAGUCUUGAAUAUUGUAUAGCAGUAUAAGGAAGGAAAUAAAAUCACCGAUAAUAACACUACCUCAAGAUAAUUUUUGUUAGUACCUUGGACUUUUUCUUUCCUCAGCAUCUCUUCUAAAGCACAGACACAAUUGGGGUCAUAUCUCGUGGACAGUUUUAAAAUCUUAAUGUUACAGCACAUGCAUUUUGGAGAGCUGUGCAGUGGUCUUUGAAAACCUGACAUGUGUGCUGCUCAAUUCAUUCUGUGGACGCACCUGGGCCACGAGUUUUCAGAAGGAACCGACGGUGUGACUCUCCCCACUGGCCAGCACACUGUUUUCGAUGACAUCCUCUUGUGGAACAUGGAUUUCUGCUUUUUGAAGACUUCUUGAUGUUUGCUAACUUUGCAGCUGAGCAAUUUUCUAGACAAUCUCUACUUGUCCUGGAGAAGCUUACUUUGACAUGUGCUAUUAUCUUUCUUAUUUAACGAUGUAAGUGUUCAUUUAGAGGAGGGUGUUUUCCGAUUUAUGAUUUGAUAGGGCGCUUAGAAACUGGGUUUGUCAGUGUCCAGGCUAUCCAUGCCGAGCCUGGGCCGCUGUGGUACAGCCACCCUGGACAGUUCGGCCCGGUGCGACAAACAUGCACUGAGCAGGGUUAAGCAGGAACCAUGAGGUUCACGCAUGAUCAGCUGGGCUCAUUUCCUGCCGCCCUCCUCUCUCUAAUCAGGCAAUUCAUUUAAAACCUGGCGGAUUGGAAACUCCUCAACUGCAAUGUCAGGCAAGUCUGAGAGUCCCACAGGAACUCUCAGAUGGGCUGGCCCUGGACCUUGGUGCAGGGUCUCCCUCGGUCACCCCUCAGAGGGCACCUUGGGGUGUUCCUCUGUAAAGCAGGGACAGCGCUCCUGGCUUACACAUGAAGGUGUCCGCCUGAUUUACUAGUUGUUAGGAGCAUGAGCUGGUAUGAGUGACGGUUCCCUGCAUGGACAGCACUGCCCGGUGUCUAGUGUCUGGGCACCUGGAUGAGGACCCCAACUUCUUGGAGGCAGAACCCUAGGGAGGCGCCUCACUUGGCCUUUUGCUCCCACUUGGGGUUGAGGGCUGCCCAUGGACAGGACUGGGGCCACUGGCUCCAGUGCUGUUCCCUGUCCACUAGAAUAGGGUGCUUUUUCUCUGAACGCAUGGACUCUGGGGGUCCAGCAUGCCCCUACCUGCCCCCCCACCCCCACCACCAGAGUUCUGGGAAGGCUGCAUCUAGACUUGGGCAAAGCUCAAGAGGCUCAUGAGACAAAUAUUCAGGGAGGGGUCCCAGCAGAGGUCCACAGGCGCGGGGCUUGUUACGGUCCCAUCCACCACACCUGUUCUCAGCCAGGGGCCUUUUUGUUGGUGCUGGGAAGGUGACUUCCUGCUUCUUUUCUUUCUUUCUUAAUACUUUGUUUCACAAAGGAUUUGAGGCACUAUUUGGCAGAGAAUGUGAUGACGACAGAGGAUAUAAAAAUAUUAUAUUUACUGGGUGUUCCCUUUUUAAAAUAAAAUAUCUGGCAAGCACAGGGGGAGUCUGUGCCCCAGCCAGCAGGCCACCUGCUCAGCCUAAGGGGCCUUGCUCUGCUGUCACCAAAUACAGUUGCAGGUUAUCUUGCCCUGCAUGCCAAUGUUGGGGUGUCGCCAUAGAAAAGAAUCGAGAGUGAUUUUUCAUGAGGACUUAUGAGUGGUCAGUGCACUUUCACAUUAUACAGAGACCAUAAAGUCAAAGGAUGGCUUUUGAAGAGUUCACACUGUAGACAUGACUGCCAUUUCUACAAAAGAAAGACCCACGUGGCAUCCUGGGUUAAAAUAAUUAUUGCAGAGGGGUUUUCUUUUCAAUUAAAACCCACAGUAAAUAUUUAUAUAAGCUUUUUGGUUGACAUACUUGAUUUUGCACGUCAGAGUAGCUUACACAUCACUUUAGGUUUUUACAGCUCUUUCAACAGUUUAGAGAUGUAUCUGUGAGCCAGCCACGUGUAUGGUACGUACCCUGCAGGGAAAGU